AAAAUUGUCGGAGAGUUUGUCGCUUCGGGAAAUAGAUGGAGAAUUUACAGAGGAAAAAUUCGUUGGUAACUGGUAAAAAUCUGUUGGUAAUUUUUCGACAAAAAAAAAAUCCGUCGAUAAAUAAUUUUUGAGGAAGCUUUUACAGAAGGACAAAAUCUGUUGGUAAUUUCAUCGGUAACCAAAUCUGUCUGUAUUAAUCCAUUUUCUAGUUGUAAUAUUAUUCAAUUAUAAAAGUUUCAAUUUUUGUCUAUCAAUUCAUGAUUACAAUAUGUUAGUGGAGGUAUGUAGGGUCGCAAUGAUGGAAUGAAGGAAAGAGGAAAGUGGUUAUUUAAAUACCUGCAUGAAUCAUGUUAUUAUUCAAAUUAAAGCAGAUCCCUACCAUCAUAACCAAUUGUGUGCCAUGGCACUCCAUUAUUCAAAAUGGUGUUUCCCAACAUCUUUCAAAAAGCCUCAUUAUGUUGCAACAACAAAGGCACAUCUUUCUCAUGCUAACCAAUGGAACAUUCUUCAGCAAAACCCAAGAACUGUUUUUCAGGAUGAUAUAAGCGUUAAUCAUGCAGAGAAACUGAUGGAACUGAAGCAUGCACUACUUAGGAACAGUAGUAGUAGUAGUGAAAAUAAUAAUUCACUGCAAGGAAUGCAAAUGAUUGAUGCAAUGCAGCGUCUAAAUGUUGAUUAUCACUUUCAAGAGGAAAUUAAUUCAUUCUUACAGAGGCAAUAUGUCGUCAUAUCCAGCACUUUUGGUCAUGGGGGUGCCUUUGCCCACCAUCAUCUUCAUCACCUUGCUCUCUGCUUUCGUCUCUUCAGACAACAAGGUCACUUUGUACCUCCAGAGGUGUUUGAAAAGUUCAGAGACAAGGAAGGAAAAUUCAGGCAAGAACUAUUAGUAGGAGGAGGAGGAGACAUCGUGAAGGGAAUGAUGGAAUUGUAUGAAGCCUCACAAAUAAGCAUAAAAGGAGAAGACAUGGUAGAUGAAGCUGGUGAAUUCAGUUGCAAGUUCUUGAAGGAAAGAUUGGCUUACCUUGACAAUGAUGAUGAUGAAGCCAAGUUUGUGAGGAGCACUAUUGAAAACCCUUUCCACAAAAGCUUGCCAAUGUUCACUGCCAGAGAUUUCUUAAGAAACUUUCAUGGUGGCAUGAAUAGUAAUAAUAAUAAUGAUGAUGAAUGGUUUGGUUCCUUAAAAGCACUUGCAAAGAUGGAUUUCACUUUGUUGCAACGCUUACACCAGCAGGAAAUCAUUCAAAUCUCUAAAUGGUGGACAAAACUUGGUUUAGCCAACGAGUUACAGUAUGCAAGAAAUCAACCAUUGAAAUGGUACAUUUGGUCGUUGGCAUGCCUCUCAGAUCCUAAUUUCUCAGAAGAGAGGAUUGAUCUAACUAAAUCAAUCUCUUUCAUAUACAUAAUAGAUGACAUUUUCGAUGUGUAUGGGACUUUAGAUGAACUCACUCUUUUCACUGAUGCUGUUUCUAGAUGGGAUGUUACAGUUGCUGAUGAGUUACCAGAUUACAUGAGAAUAUGCUUUAGGGUCCUCUAUGAUCUUACUAAUGAAAUCAGCUUCAAGAUCUAUCAAAAACAUGGAUGGGACGCCAACAAUUUUCUUAGAAACGCAUGGAAGAGAUUGUGCAAAGCCUUCUUAGUUGAAGCAAAAUGGUUUGCUUCAGGGAAGAGUCCAAGUUCCGAAGAGUACUUGAAAAAUGGAAUAAUAAGCUCUGGGGUGCAUAUUGUGCUGGUUCACAUUUUCUUUAUGUUGGGUGAAGGAUUGAACAGUGAAAAUGUUAAAAUCAUAGACGGAAUCCCAGAUAUAAUUUCUUCUUCGGCAACUAUUCUUCGGCUUUGGGAUGAUUUGGGAAAUGCUGAGGAUGAGAAUCAAGAGGGGAAUGAUGGGUCAUACGUGGAUUGUUUAUUGAUGGAAGACAAAGGGUUGGCAAGGAAAGAAGCAAGAGAGGAAGUUAUGAAUAUGAUCAAUGAUGCAUGGAAGAGGCUCAACCAAGAGUGCUUCUUUGAGAGCACAUUCCCUAAGCCGUUCACUAAGGCCUCUCUCAAUCUUGCAAGGAUGGUUCCUUUGAUGUAUACUUAUGAUAACCACCACUCCCUUCCCAUGCUUGAGCCUCAAGUCAAGUCUUUGCUUUAUGACAAUUCUCUUUUUCUUUAAUCCAUAUAAUUCAACCAAAAUAUUUUAUUUUGUAUUAAGUUUAUUAUUUUACAUUCUUUAAUUACUACUAGAAUAAUUUGAUAUUCUUAGAUGUAUUAAGUAUGUAAUUAUAAAUUUUUGAGAAAAUUUCACUCCCCUUCCCUGCGA
Arachis ipaensis is the source of this 2299-nucleotide messenger RNA. RefSeq names its product (3S,6E)-nerolidol synthase 1. Gene Ontology annotation, molecular function: magnesium ion binding; terpene synthase activity. Gene Ontology annotation, biological process: diterpenoid biosynthetic process. NCBI's taxonomy places the organism in Eukaryota, Viridiplantae, Streptophyta, Magnoliopsida, Fabales, Fabaceae. The record is from RefSeq and is a predicted model, not a curated record.